AUGUCGUAUCUGAAAGCAGUGAUUUUGGAAGGCCUGAGGAGGUAUCCUCCUGGGCAUUUUGUGGCUCCGCAUGCAGUGACGCAAGAUGUUGUUUUGGACAAAUAUUUGAUACCCAAGAAUGCAAGCAUAAAUUUUAGGGUUGCUGAGAUGGGGUUGGAUCCAAAGAUAUGGGAGGGUCCUAUGGCAUUCAAGCCUAAUAGAAUUUUGAAUAUUAGAAGCCAAGAACUUGAAAUUACAGGCAGUAGAGAGUGGAAAGCUGUAGAUGGAGAUGACGUUGAUUUGGCUGAGAAGUUAGAGCAUUCAGUGGUACCGAUGAAGAAUCCAUUGCAGCUCUGCCCUUCAGGAUGUGAAGGAUCUCUGAUCGCACUUGUGGCUUCUGCGACUGCCCUUUCAUUCAUAGUGAGUGGAUGGAUACCUUAG
Dovyalis caffra is the source of this 420-nucleotide messenger RNA. NCBI's taxonomy places the organism in Eukaryota, Viridiplantae, Streptophyta, Magnoliopsida, Malpighiales, Salicaceae. The record is from the annotation of a GenBank genome assembly.